Messenger RNA from Rotaria socialis, 759 nucleotides. The record is from the annotation of a GenBank genome assembly. Lineage: Eukaryota; Metazoa; Rotifera; Eurotatoria; Philodinida; Philodinidae.
AUGGAUUUCAGUAAAACAAAUGUCACCGAUUUGGAUAUUUGGUCAAUAUAUCAACGGAAAAGUUUUCCGCUUAUUCGUCCUCAAACUUUAUCCAAUGUAUCGCAACUUUUUUCAUCGAAUUUUACUCGUGUUAUUUUUGUCCGUCAUCCAUUAGAGCGUUUAGCAUCUGCUUAUGUCGACAAAAUAGCUUCGCUCACGAAUGAGCCAUUUUUAUUAUAUGAUUCAAUACGUCGAGCAAUUUGUCGAAAAUAUUCUUCAUUUUAUCUGACAGAUGCGCAACGUAACUUUUAUCGUAUUCAUAGACGAAUAUCAAAAAAAAUCGAAGAGCCAUGCCGUAACGUAAUUCCAAAAUUUGAGCAUUUUAUUGCUUAUAUUAUGUCUAAUUCAAUGAUAAAGGAUGUUCAUUGGUAUCCUUAUUCAAAACUAUGUUAUACAUGUUUAUUUAAAUAUAAUUUUAUUGGAAAAUAUGAAACAAUUGAAGAAGAUCUUGGAAGAUUAUUAACAUAUCUUGGAUUAGAAUCAAAGGAUUGGAACAAUGUCAACUACUUUAGGACUGGAAAAACAAGAGAACAUUAUAAAUCAAUGUAUUCAGAUUUAAAUAAUCAAUUACUUUGUACCUUGAAAUAUGUCUACCGAGACGACUUUAAAUUAUUUGAUUAUCGACUGGAAGAUUAUUUAGCAGAUAAGAAAACGAUUGCAUGUUCUCCAUCGCAUGAAAGACAACUAAGAAAAACAUAUAAGAAAUUGAAUUUGUUUUAA